AUGCCUGGCAGCUCUGCCAAGUUUCCUGGUUCUGGGAGGGUCUCUCACUACUCUUCUUCUUCUCUCCUCCCUCGCCCUUCUGUUCCUCCUCCUACUCCUGCUCCUCCUCCUCCGCGUCCUUCUGCUCCUCCUGCUAAGCGUUCUAAGCUUUCCUCUGCCUCUUCUCGUAAGCAACGUAAGCUUACCUCUGUUCCUCUCGCUUGGCGCUCCUCUGCUCCUCCUGCUUGGCGCUUCUCUGCCCCUCCUACUUGGCGCUUAGCUGGUCCUCCAGCUAAGUCUUCCUCUGCUCCUUCUGCUGGUCACUCCUCUGCUCCUCCUGCUAAGCUUUCCUCUGGUCCUCCUGCUAAGUCUUCCUCUGCUGCUCCUGCCCCGCGCCCCUCUGCUCCUCCUGCUAAGCUUUCCUCUGCUCCUCCUGCCCCGCGCCCCUCUGCUCCCCCUGCUAAGUCUUCCUCUGUUCUUCCUGCCUCCUGUUCCUCUGCUCCUCCUGCAAAGCGCCCUAAGCUUUCCUCUGCUCCUUCUGCUUGGCACCCUGCUGCUCCUCUUCCUCCCCCUGAGUCUCCUCCUAGCUUCCGUAAAUGCAAACGAAAGUCUUCUCCUCCUCGUCCUGAUCCUGUUGUUCCGCAGCAGGAGCCUGCCCCGCUGUUUCCUGGACCUGUCCCGGACUGGGUGGUGCAGAUGGAGGCGUACCUGCAGGAGCGGGAGCUGCCCUGGAAGGAGCAGAAAAGGUCAUGUGAGCCGCAGAGGCCUAUUCCACCGAUAACACACAAGUACUCCUUCUAUUUUUAA
Messenger RNA from Knipowitschia caucasica, 786 nucleotides. The record is from the annotation of a GenBank genome assembly. Lineage: Eukaryota; Metazoa; Chordata; Actinopteri; Gobiiformes; Gobiidae.